AUGCUGCAAACAGUCGAGCAAUCACAUCUCAAGCCAUUACAUUAUGCGCCGCCGCCCACACCUCCGACUUCCAACACCGGUUCGACCUCGAACACCCCGAACACCUCGUACACCUCAUCUUCUCUCAACUCUGCAAAGGCCGCCGAAAUGUCGAUUACUGACCAUCACCAUAUCCUCAUCGUCACUGGUCCUGCAGGAUGUGGCAAGAGUACAAUCGCUAAAUAUCUUGCUGAUCGGUAUGGAUUUGACUACAUUGAGGGCGAUGAGUUCCACCCGAAAGCAAACAUUGACAAGAUGGCCGCUGGAAUCCCGCUGAACGACGAAGACCGAUGGGACUGGCUCAUUCUCCUCCGGGACCAAGCACUGGUUGCUUUGAAGGACGGCGCAAAGGGCGUGGUAGUCACUUGCAGCGCACUCAAAAAGAAGUACCGGGACGUCAUCCGCACUGCCAGACUCUAUAACGAGGAUCCGAACGCCAAUGUCCACUUUGUUUACCUCCGCGCCGAUAAGGAGACCUUGCUAGCCCGCGUCCGCGCCAGACAAGGCCACUACAUGAAGGAUGCCAUGGUUGAGAGUCAAUUUGCCGCUCUCGAGGAACCCGACGAAGCCGAGUGCAAGCAACUGAAGGAUGUCGAGAUUGUGGAUGUCAAGGGAACUUUGCAAGAAGUCCAGGAUCUCGCGACCGUCGCCGUUGACAAGGUCCUAGUUGGCACAUCUCGACAAUAACAACAUGCGUCGAGAUUAGUUAGCUGGUUUCCUUUCGGCAAUUUCCUUCAGGCGUUUGGCAUCACACAUCUUGGUACACGGCUCUUAAAAUGGCGCAACUGAUACAUUAUACCCUUUCAAGACGGGCCGGCAUGCAGUACAUAUGGAGAAAUAUAGAUUAUUCCAAGUUCUUCUGUGUUAGGAUGUAGGCGCAAUUGCAGAUUUGCGAUACGUACAAAAUGUCAUUGAACUAAUGCACCCCACCAAAUCCAGAUCUUACGGAUUUGCUUUUCGCAGCUCGCCCGCUUCCCAACAGCGAAGCUUUGCUGAGCUUAUUAUUAAGGCUGUCAAUGUCCUCCAGCCUGUACCCUCCUCUAUCCUGUAAUCGGCAUCGACAACAGCCCCUAGC
Molecule: messenger RNA, 1114 nt
Organism: Cucurbitaria berberidis CBS 394.84
Lineage: Eukaryota; Fungi; Ascomycota; Dothideomycetes; Pleosporales; Cucurbitariaceae
Product: carbohydrate kinase
Exons: 2
Coding region: 1-726 (241 amino acids)
Cellular component (GO): cytoplasm
Molecular function (GO): gluconokinase activity
Source: RefSeq, a predicted model, not a curated record